This is a messenger RNA of Pseudozyma flocculosa PF-1, 5463 nucleotides long. RefSeq lists its product as uncharacterized. The record is from RefSeq and is a predicted model, not a curated record. The transcript is spliced from 2 exons. Lineage: Eukaryota; Fungi; Basidiomycota; Ustilaginomycetes; Ustilaginales; Ustilaginaceae. The coding region runs from base 1 to 5463 and encodes 1820 amino acids. Gene Ontology annotation, cellular component: membrane; Golgi apparatus; endocytic vesicle. Gene Ontology annotation, biological process: retrograde transport, endosome to Golgi; intracellular protein localization; endocytosis.
AUGCUGUCGGCGGUGGGCAUGCUCGAGCAGCUGUCGAUGCCCUUCCUCCGGCCAAGCACCAGCCGCAAGACGCGUGCCGCCAUCUUUGACAUCUACGCCACCCUGUUCGAAGCCUUGGGCCCGGCCUGGGUGACGGCCAACUACUCCAUCGCUCUUGACCACCUGAUGGACCACCUGCUCAACCAUUCCCGCGGCGCCGUUGCAAAUAGCGCAGAGACCCUCAACAUCCGCACCGGCGUCAGCCUCAUCCUGCGGAAGCUGAUCGGCGAACGGAUGCUGGGCGAGCAGGCACAGGUGCUGGCCAUCCAGGCAAUCUGCCAAAAGUACCUGCAGCGGUGGCCGUCGGUCAUGCCAGAGCAACAGCCGCCCUCCAAGGAGACGCUCGUACUCGGCCUCAACGAGAUUUCUGGACUUCUCGUGCAGCUAGGCAGCUCGCCUCCGCAGGUUCACGACGCCCUCUACGACCCGCUGAUGCGUUGCCUCGGCCAUCCGAGCCACUCGGUCCAGGUCAGCGCAGCGUGGUGCCUGCGCACCCUCUGCGACAUCGCUCCCGGGCUUCUGUCCCCGACCAUCUCGGCCGUACUCGAGCUGCUCAACCGAGACCUCACCACGCUAGCCAACGGUGGCGGCCCUGCUGGAGCCGGACAGGUGGCCAAGCGCGCCUCUGGACACAGCAGAGCGCUAGCUUCCCUGAUCAACGUCAUUCCACGCCGACCGCUCUACACCUCCUUCGCCGUCAGCGCCAAGGUGCUCUCUCUAGCCAUCCAGCUGCUCAAGAACAGCGGCAACCACGAGCUCUCGGUGUCGGCCGUCGAGAUCGGGGUCGCAUGGACGCUGGUCGGGGCGCUCAUGUCGCUUGGUCCCAACUUUGUCCGCCUCCAUCUGCCGCAGCUCCUCAUCUUGUGGCGCAACGCGUUGCCCAAGCCCACGUCGAAGGACACGGCACCUGGUCCUUCUACCCGAUCCGAUGGCGAGUGGGGCUUCCUCCUUCACGUGCGCGAGUGCACUCUCGGCUCGCUGCUCUCCUUCUUGCUCCACAACGGCUCGACACUCCUCACGCUCGACACGGCGCGGCGAAUCGUGGCGCUGCUCAGCAACACGCUAGCCUUCGUCAACGGCUUCUCCGGCCAGCACCCGCAUCUGCUGCAGGAACAGAGCCCGGGCGUCGAUCGACCUUCGUUGUCUCUGCUCGAUCGCGAACAUCUGCUGCGCCGAAGGGUGUUCCAGUGUCUGGCGGUGCUCGCCACAAACCCUGCCAUGGAGCCGAUGCAGGCCGGACUUGUCCCCGUCGCUGUCCAGGCAUUUGCCGAACCGGAACGCUACAUCGGCAGUGCAGCGCAGGCGGCCAUCGCUGCGAGCGCCGGAACCUUUACCGGCAUCUGGACUGCCACCGACGGGUAUGCGUUCGGCGUGACGAGCCUUCAGAGGGACGCAGAGACGUUCGUAUCGGACCCGAUCGGCUCGCUCGAGGCGACCAGGGCGCCGGCCAGCGACCACUGGCUCAACCGCGACUCGGUCGAGGUCCUUCUCGACGCCCUGCAGAGGCGGCCUGUCCUUGGAGCGGCCGAGCACGACGUGCUGAUGCUCUACGCCGGCGCAUCGGGCCCCCCUGGAGAGAUCGCCGAGUGCCCGCUCUUCUCUCCUCCACCAGCUACCGGCGUGGUCGAUGCGGCCAUCGAGCUUUUCGCCGCCCUCUUGCCGUUCCAGGAGCGCGAGGUGCAGGCUUCGGCGCUCGAGACGCUAUUGGCCCAUAGCCGGAGCUCGAGGCUGGAGCGCAACCCUGGACGGAAACAGGCGAUUCACAUGAACGCCAUCGUCGCUGUGCUGGGCUCGCUCCAGGCCGCAAUGCAGGGUGGCACUGGCCCGACGGGCAAGCGACCGUCCGGCUUCAACAAUGAGCGGCUCAGCUCGGCGAUGCGGGAGCUGAUCCAGGACGCCCUGCUGCAGGGCGACCCGGCGCUGAGGUCUGCGGCCAGCGAGGCCUAUGGCAAACUAGCGGCUGUGGCCGGGUCCCACGCCAUGUCGAGCCAGGUCCAGUUCCUUGUUGAUCAGGUGGUCAGCAAUCGCGACCCGGAUGCCCGCGCUGGCUGCGCCCUCGCCUUUGGCGCCAUCUACAAAGAGGUCGGAGGCCUCUCGGCGGGCCCGCUGACCAAGACGGUGGUCAACGUGCUGAUGUCGCUUUCCAACGAUCCCCAUCCUACGGUCCACUAUCAUGCGCUCGAGGCACUGCAAAGGGUCGUCGACGCCGCCAGCCUCAGCUACAGCCCUUAUGUCGCCAGCACGCUAGGCAUGCUGGUCAAGCUCUACAUGCUCGAUACGCACGAGCCAGAGGGCGGUAGCGCCGGCUCUGUCAACCUUAGGGCCGACUUGCCCGCGCAUCAGGCCAUCUGCCGCGUCAUCAACGCCUUGAUCGGCGUGCUGGGUCCCGACCUGCAGGAGUCGGCCAAGGUGCGCGGCUUGAUCUUCGCGCUGCUCCGCGAGUUUGCCGAGGAGUCGGAUACUGGCGUGGUCGUCGAGGCCAUCAAGGCCAUGCAGCACUUUGGCCUGUUUGCGGCCGAGGAACUCGAGACGGCUACCUGGAUCGCGCGGCUUCGCACUCAGCUGCGCAGCAACAAGAGGCCGCUGAAGCUGGCCGCGAUCAACGCCUUCUACCAGCUCGUGCAGCGGGAGGCGCUGGCGAUGAGCAGGCUUGGGGGAGAUCGGCUGGUCGAGGAAUUCUUCGCGCAGCUCGACGAGGACCCGCGCAUGGAUGGAGUGCGCGAGGUCAUUACCAGCUGGCUCGGGCAGACGGCCGAUUUGGCUCCUGGUGGCUGGAUCGACCUGUGUCAGCGGAUCAUGUCUGUCGGCUCGUCGGCUCGGACCGCAUCUGCUUCGAUGAUCCAGCAGCAGUCGCAGCAGCAGACGACCAACAGCCUCGCUACGGCGUUGCAGGACGAGGAGGCGGCCACCAUCGACCUCGGCGGAGACGAGUCGGCCUCUUCCAAGCACAACUCGAGCCGGUGGCGGACGCAGCUCUUCGCCCUGCAGUGCCUGCACGAGGUCUUCGUCACCGUCCGACGAUCCGGCCGGCUGGAGCACUUCUCUACGCCACCCGAGGGCAAGGGUAGCCAGCAACGGCUGCUGAUGAGCAGCCGGGUGUCCGAUCUCAUCAAGAUGGCCUUCACCGCCAGCACCGCGGCCAACAGCGAGAUCCGCCUCGAGGGCCUCGUCGUCCUUCGCGAUGUCAUUAACAGCUUCAAGACCGCGCAGGACCCUGACUUCCGCGAGGCGCUGCUGCUGGAACAGCACCAGGCUCCCAUCGCCGCCGCUCUGACGCCGGCUUUCCUCGCGGAUAGCACACCCGAGGUGCUGGCAGCGGCCGUCCAGCUCUGCGCCGUCUUUGUCGGCUCCGGCGUGGUGCGUCAGGUCGAUCGCAUGGGCAGGAUCCUCAAGCAGCUCGUCUCGGCACUCGAUAACUGCAUGGAGCCCAAGAUGGAGAGGCUCGGCGACGUCGAAGACCUCUCGCCCAAUGCCAACGCGAUGCUCAAGGUGGCCGUCUUCACCGCCUGGGCAGAGCUCCAGGUGGCCAGCGUUCAGCAAGGCUACCUCGUCGAGGUCGUCAAGCCGCACGUGGCCAAGAUCGCGCCGUUCUGGAUCGCGUGCCUGCGCGAGUACGCCAAGAUUCGGUCGGAUCCAGAUGGCGAGGGCCUCGGCGGUCCUGGUGCGGGUCCGGUGAUCAACGCCAGCCUCGACUCUCAGUACGCCGGCCUGGCGCGAGAGGUCAUCACGCCAUACCACGAGCGCUCCUGGCACAAGAUUCUGAACGCCGUCGCCGUGCUGAUGAACGCCAACGAUCCCUCCAUACAUCGAGCUAUGGAUGGUCGCCCCACCACCGGCCCGGACGUCGACGAGACCAAACCACUGUCGAGCUCGCGCAGUGGCAGUGAGCCCGCCCUUUUCUUCUUCGUCCUCUAUGGACUGGCAUUCGAGGCCUUGUCAUCGAUUUCUGCCGGCAGCGAGAGCUCACGCGAGGCUGCGGUGAUGCGCGUCACACUGCAGGCCAUGUCGAGCCUCAGCAAGCCGAUCUACGCCGGAUCUGCGUUGCUACAGCCGGCCAUCUUCGAGGAGCUGUGUAACCUCUCGUACCGCCUGGUGAUGACGGAGCCGCCGCUGGUGCAGACCAGCGUGCUCGAGAUGCUCGGAGGCAUGGCGGCGGGCUACGGCAAGCUGCUGCUCAACGACGGAGACGAACAGGCCGCCGUCUCGCCCGUCUCCAAGGCGCUGCUCAAGGACUCGAAGCUCACCCACUGCCUGCGCGUUGUCGUCUGCGUCCUGCAGAACGCCAAGGCGACGCGCGGCUCGCCGGACGAAAAGGCGACGCUGCUCAGGGUGGCCUACUCGGCCUUCAUAGGCAUCGUCGGCAUCUAUCCCUCGGCGCUGCAGGAGGACCUGUUCGCGGUGGGCUUCUACAUGUACUCGGAGAUGCUGCGGGACGAGACGAGCGAGGUGGACCUGGUCGGGCCGACGCUUCCGAGCCUCAAGGAUCUCUGCGAGCGGGCGGCACGGGGCUGCAAGCCGGGCAGCGAGCUGCUGCAGAGGGCGGUGCACGGCUUCCUCUCUGCGGCGCUGCAGAACGUCGACGACAUGCGGACGCGCGCCGGCAGGGUGGCCGAGAACAAGACCAAGAACAGCCUGCUGGCCGCCACGGUCGUCGUGACCGCGAUCCCGGUCACGGUCAAGAUCAGCCAGGCAGUCGCCGAGCACGCGUGCUACCUCAUUGUGCAGAAGAUUGCCUUCGACGACGAUGAAGAGGAUGCGGACGAGGCAGGCGACGACGACGGGCACGCCAGGCAUGCCACCGGCGGGGCGGGACGUGGGGCUCCGCCGGUCGAGGUGGCCAUGACGGCGGUGCAGUGCGCCCGCAGCGUCAUCCUCGCCUCGUCGCGCGGCAACCCGGCGCUGCAGUACUGCGUCGGCCAGCUGAUGCCUGGCCUCAUCGAGUUUGUCGUCACAGACGGGCCCAGAGCCGCUGCUGCAGCUGCCAGGGCCUCGGCGGCCAAGCCGAGAUCGACUCUGCGCAGACCGCCUCGCCUCGUGGCGGUCGAGGAGAUCGUCAAGGCGUUUGUUGGCAUGCUCAACACGCUGCCGGUCGAGCAUCGCUCGCAAGCACUAGGCGUGAUCCUGCCGACCCUGCUUGUCCUCCUCGAGCCGAGCGCCUCUGCCGCAUCGGCAUCAAGCAGCCCGCUGCACGCCUUCACCGUCAACCAGCUCAUGACGAUUGCGGCGCAGCACCAGCCAAACUUCAAGGAAGCCACGGCGUCGCUCCAACCUGACCGCCGCGCGCUCCUCGAGUCGGCUAUCCGCGCCCACCUCGCUGCUGGCGGUGCCGGUGGUGGUGCGCAGGCGGCGACGUCGCAGGCUGGCACCAACGCUUCGAGGUCUGGAGGCUCGGCUAGUAUUGCACUCAAGAGUUUUGGAGCGUGA